Molecule: messenger RNA, 1831 nt
Organism: Drosophila mojavensis
Lineage: Eukaryota; Metazoa; Arthropoda; Insecta; Diptera; Drosophilidae
Product: facilitated trehalose transporter Tret1
Exons: 4
Coding region: 237-1703 (488 amino acids)
Biological process (GO): transmembrane transport; carbohydrate transport
Cellular component (GO): membrane
Molecular function (GO): sugar transmembrane transporter activity
Source: RefSeq, a predicted model, not a curated record
GCAUUCGGUUCCUGACAACGACUGACAACGGUUCUCUACGAUCUUAAGUGCUACAGCGAUAAACUAAGUUUGCAGUUCUCCACUGUUCGGACGAUACAAAGAAGACUAAGCUCUCGAGCUAUCAAUAAGUUAAAUAAAUUUAAAAUAAAAACAACAUAAAUAUUAAAAAUAUUAUUGUUUCGUGUCGUGAGUUAAAUAAUGUUUGGCAAAAUGGCUGCUACACGUGAGCAAGCCAGAUGCCAACAAUGAGCAACCAGCUGGGAGAGAAACGUGAACAGUCUUACGCAGAAGUAAGCUCCUUCCAGAUGAGCGACAGCUUAUCCCGCAACAUGGAACCAGUGAAGACGGGUCGCAUCUUUCUGGCUGCUGUGGCAGCCAACUUGUCCGCCUUUGUGGUGGGCACCUGCCUGGGCUGGACCUCGCCCAUUUUACCAAAACUGAAGAGCAACGAUACCUCGGACUCGCCCCUGGACAGACCUAUAACGUCUGACGAAGAGGCCUUGAUAUCCUCGCUCAUUGCAAUUGGCGCCCUGGUGGCGCCCUUCAUCGCCGGCCCACUGGCGGAUCGGGUCGGACGCAAGUGGGUGCUACUCUCCAGCAGCCUCUUCUUUGUGCUUGCCUUCGUGCUCAACAUAGUGGCCUCCCAGGUCUGGAUCCUGUAUCUGUCUCGUGUGAUUCAGGGCUGUGGCGUGGGCUUCGUCAUGACCGCACAGCCCAUGUACGUGGGUGAGAUCUCCACAGACAAUGUGCGCGGUGCCACCGGCUCACUGAUGCAGCUCUUCAUUGUUUGUGGCAUUUUGUAUGCUUACGCCAUCGGGCCGUUUGUGUCGUACCAGGCGCUGCAGUGGGGCUGCUUGGUGGUGCCCAUCAUCGCGGAUGUGGUGUUCUUCUUCAUGCCCGAGAGCCCGUACUAUUUGGCCGGCAAGGGACGCAAGACAGCUGCUGUGCGCUCUCUGCAGUUUCUACGUGGCCAGAGCGCGGAGGGCGUGCACGACGAGAUGGCCGUGAUACAGGCCAAUGUUGAGGAGGCCAUGGCCAACAAGGGCAAUAUGCUGGAUCUGGUCAAGGUGGGCAGCAAUCGCAAGGCGCUGCUCAUUUGCGCCGGCCUCAUCAGCUUCCAGCAGCUGUCGGGCAUCAAUGUGGUGCUCUUCAACAGCCAGUCGAUCUUUGCCAGCGCCAACACUGGACUGGAUCCUGCCAUUGCCACCAUCAUUAUUGGAUGCGUGCAGGUGACCUCAUCUGGCUUAACGCCCAUCGUCGUGGAUCGGAUGGGCAGGAAACUGCUGCUGCUCAUCUCGGCCAGUGUCAUGAGCAUUGGCCUGGCGGCCCUGGGCGGCUUCUUCUACAUGAAGCUGGUCGUGGGCGAUAUCUCCAGUGUGCUCUGGCUGCCAGUGCCGGCCCUGAUCAUCUACAACAUUGUCUACUGCACGGGCUUCGGUCCACUGCCCUGGGCCGUGCUUGGUGAAAUGUUCCCGGCCAAUAUCAAGUCCGCCGCCUCCUCUGUGGUGGCCAGCACCUGUUGGAUUCUCGGCUUCCUGGUCACACGCUACUAUCCGGCACUUGAUGCACUUGGCUCCUACUAUGCAUUCUGGCUCUUCUCCGGAUUCUGCAUAGUAGCAUUUUUCUUUGUCAUGUUCAUCGUCGUAGAGACCAAGGGCUUGAGCCUGAACCAGAUUCAGGUUCGUCUGGGUAGCAAGAAAUAGAUUUAAUUGUAAUGUACAGAUCCUUGCCGACCCUAUAUACUUAAGUCAUGUACGCAAGUAUUUAAUUAUUUAUUUAUAAGAAUAUUUUUACAUUAUUGUUUCAUUGAAAUAAAAACUUAUAAGAUUUA